UGAUUUUGGGGGUUUCUACAUUUGUUCUCUUUGAGAUGGUGACGAUUCCGCCGACGGAGAAAUCAGUAAUGGGAACCCUAGAAAAUGUUUCGCUUCCUCAAACGAAUCCCUCAACGGGCAGUCGUCGGAGAGGGCCACUCAGGAGCCGGACUGUCGAUACCUUACUUCGUAUUUUGUCCGUUUGCCAUGCCUAUUCUUCUAAUGUCAAUCUGGAUUCAGAUAAAGAUGGCACUAAUUUAGGAUCAGUAACAAAAGGUGAUGUUCCCUUGGCUGACACUGGUACCAUGCCUAACGAUUCAGUGUGUCAAGAAGAAAUAUCUGGAGAUGAAACCAGAAGGAUUUUGAGUUCCCAAGAAGGUGGUUUAUACAGUAAACAUGUGGAAUCGACUGGAUGUUAUGAUAACACAUCAGGAGAAAGGAAGGAUCUUUCUUGCAAUGUUGACACAAAUCCUUCAAACUCCUUUAGUAUAGAAGACCAGGAUAAUUAUGAUAGUGUCUUCGAAGAUCAAGAUAGCUUUCCAAUGAUACCCAUUUCUCUUGCUGAUAUGAUGGUCUCUUCCCCUCAUCUGCCUAUAGAUAAGGAUGUUGAGGAAGGAGAAAUUUCGGGUGAGUUUAUGGAUUUCAUGCUUGACGAUGAUAUGGCGUCUAUGGACAAGACAGGUUUAGAGCCUCAAGAUGUCAUUGGUAUUGAACCAGGACAUCUAAUUGACAACAAUUUAAUAUCCUCAGCUACAGACACGGUGGACGACGUUGGUAAAGAUACGGUGUCAGUAGUAAGUAAAAGCAGAAGAAAUCUGGUUGAUUAUUCUGAAAUAGCUAUUAACGGAAUACAGGCUGUAAAUCCUGAAAGGCUUCAUGGUCGGCUUGAAACCGCAGAAGAGACUGCUGGUAUAGAGUCUGGCUGUACACCGCUAUGCCCUGAGCACGUGCCACCGCUUCAAAGCAGCUUACAAAACAGUGCAAGCAAGAAUCAAGAUUGUGUAUCCUCGGUGAAGGAUAAUAGAGCCCAAAAUAAUAGAAAGAGGCAGGGGUCUUGCACUGGAGAAGAAAGAACAAACAAGAAGGGGAAGAAGUCUAUUGAUGCAACAACCUGCUCUGAAAAUCAAACAAUGCUUGGUGAACACCCUGAGGAUGCCUCCCUAGAAGUUACGGAUGCUUCUGCUAACAAGGAUGAUGCUGAUGAGAAGAAAAAGAAGCGGGUUUUGACAAAGGAAAGAAAAGAAAAGAAAAAGCGGAAGGAUAGAAUCAAACGAGCAGAAAAAAACAGAAAGCUUGGUGUCAAAAGGCUGAAACUUCAACCGGUGAUAAAAGAGAAGAAAGUUACAUAUUGCCGUCAUUAUUUGAAGGGAAGAUGUCAUGAGGGUGAGAAGUGUAAAUUCUCUCAUGAUACAAUCCCGUUGACUAAAUCCAAGCCGUGUUGUCAUUUUGCUCGUCACUCUUGUAUGAAAGGCGAUGAUUGUCCAUUUGAUCAUGAACUCUCCAAAUAUCCCUGCAAUAACUAUAUUUCAAAAGGUUUCUGUAGCCGAGGUUCUGAUUGUAUGUUUUCUCAUGAGGCGCAACCAAGUGAAGCAGCCUUAAAUGCUUCGAAUGAGCCAAAGACUGAACGAAAGCCUUCAUCCCUCCUAGAUAAUUCAGGUUCUAAAAAGCAGAAUAACAUUGAUGUUUCUUCUAGAGAAAAGAUAGAAAAAAAAUCUUGUUCCAUACCCAUAUCUGUUACUACCAACACAGAACGGAAUCUAGUUGAGUCUACACCAAAACUAUCUAUUCAACCGCCCAAAGGAAUAAGCUUUCUUUCUCAAGAAAAGCCACCACUAGAAUCCCGCACAUCUCUUAAGGUAGUUGCUGAUGUGGUUCAAGAUUCUAAGGAAAUUACCAAAACUCCCCUUGUAGUUCCCCGUGGGAUAAACUUUCUGUCAUUUGGUAAAAAACCCGGGUUGGAUCAUUCCGAUGGUGGAUUUUCUUUCAAGAUGGUCAAAGGAAUUGGAAAAUCUCCGUUAAGCAUCAUGGAGGGUGAGAGCUCAAAGUCCGAUUCAACUGUAAAGGUCAAUGAUGGUGUCAAAGUUGACGCCAAGAUUGGAAACAACCACAACAGACAGACGAAUUCUCAGAGGCCAACGCUUAUGCUGCCAUUUAUGUCAAAUUCAUCACAGAGAGCGCUUCAUUCGGCUUUAGAUUUCGCAUCUGACUUUGUGCCUGGUGUAAAGGGAAGAGGCCCGAAAAUUUGAGUAAAAAGUUAUGAAAACUUUGAUGAUUAUGUAUUUCGGCUAUGGGCAUACUAAAUUUAAUCAGAGAAGCCUCAAAUGCGCAAAAGUACGUGUGAAGUUUCUUCCUUUCGGGUGUAUCAAUUUAUUUCAUGGUUCUUAUUACGAACAAGUUUGUGUGGUUCUUGUGUAAAUCCCAAAUUUUGCAGCUGGUUAACUCUUAGGCUGUUGAUGAUUGUGUUCCACAAGCUUCAAUGACGGAAUCACACCCUACAGCCGGUCGAGUGGCUGCUGAUUAAAUUUGAUUUAAAUGCAGUUUCCGAGUCUGAAAACGUGCAGAUUUGGCAAUUGUCCCUUUGAAACUUAGGCCAUGGAGGAGAGAGAGGGACUAGGCAAGGCCAUUUUUUGUGUGAAUCUUGAGGGUCGACGCUCCUCUUCUAGUAUGUUGCUGUUUGUGUCUUUCCAGGGCCAUUUUGAGGAUUUUUCUGGCUGUUAAUCUAUCUACGGUUCCCUUGGAAUUAAUCGAAAGGCGUGCAAGUUGACGACUCACUUGGUUAUCUGUUUUCAACUUUGCAUGGGUAGUGUAUCCAAACCAAACUGAACAAACUCUGUUAAUCCCAGAGUCUGAGAAGGGUAGUAUUUAUGUGAGAGGUAGUGAGAGAGAAUGAUGUUUAGGACCAAAAAGCGGGAAGGUAAAAUGGGGUUUUGGGAAGUAUGAUUAUGCUACGGAUUUUCCAAUCUGAGAUGAAGAUUUGGGUUGUGA
Molecule: messenger RNA, 2964 nt
Organism: Cynara cardunculus var. scolymus (artichoke)
Lineage: Eukaryota; Viridiplantae; Streptophyta; Magnoliopsida; Asterales; Asteraceae
Exons: 9
Coding region: 36-2225 (729 amino acids)
Biological process (GO): negative regulation of DNA-templated transcription
Cellular component (GO): nucleus
Molecular function (GO): RNA binding; metal ion binding
Source: RefSeq, a predicted model, not a curated record